Molecule: messenger RNA, 2183 nt
Organism: Plutella xylostella (diamondback moth)
Lineage: Eukaryota; Metazoa; Arthropoda; Insecta; Lepidoptera; Plutellidae
Product: corticotropin-releasing factor-binding protein
Biological process (GO): negative regulation of corticotropin-releasing hormone receptor activity; negative regulation of corticotropin secretion; hormone-mediated signaling pathway
Molecular function (GO): corticotropin-releasing hormone binding
Source: RefSeq, a predicted model, not a curated record
CUCCUUAUCAUUUACUACCACAGUUCUCAAACGCUUGACUACGACACUACAGGCGUGCGCCGUUAAAAUUGAACAAAAAUGUUUAACCCUUACACUUGUACGUCUCCUCAAUCGGGAGUUGUGUAUUCUAAAUAAACUUUUAUCGCGCAAGCUGAUACAGCCGAAGAGGAUAUAGUCACUAUAAAUAGAGUCAUCAAAUUCAUCAGCGAAAGUUCUGUGGGGGUGUAAAGUAUUCGAGAUACUAGAGGGUGCGCAGAAUCGCGAGCUUGCGGGCUUAUAAGGCAGGGUCGGGAGACUUCCCAUUCACUCUAUUGGGGGCGAGUACCGAGCUAGCCCGUGAAAGGGGAGGCUGAAAGUUUCACAAAUACGGAGUGUUGAGUGCAAGUGCUCAGUGAAAGACAUUAUGAAGUCGUUCGCCUGUUUGACGUUUGUGUUGCUCGCGUGUAAUUGUAUCAACGGCCUGUUUUUGCCGGAAAUGGAGCCGGGCCGAGGUAGGGCGGUCACCCGAGCCCUGUCCCGGUUCACGCGCGCGCGCCGCCUGUCGCAGCCCGCGCACCGCAUCAUCGACCCUACUGAAGACUGUUUCCUGGUGACGUCAGAAGAGGGCGAGUUAUUCUUCAAGUCAGCUGGCGAGGCGACGGUUUGCGGCAUCUACAUGAUAGCGGCAGCGGACCGACGCGUGCAGGCCACCUUCAACUACAUGGACGUGCCGUGCGAGAAUGGGGGACUCGUUGCGUGGAUCGACGGCUGGGAGCUGUCCGGGCAGGUCUGGCCAGCCGACGCGUGGGACGAGGCGCGCGUGGUGGAGACGUGCGGCCGCCGCGCGCCGGGCAAGCUGGUGUCGAGGCAGAACGCCGCCCUCAUCCAGUAUCGAGUACCGGCGAGAGGCAAGGGCUUCUCGGUUACUAUACGCCAUUUGAAGAAUCCUAAACCCUGCAACGUGAUGCUGUUCGGUUCCGAAGGCGUGUUCACACUGCGCAACCACGGCGCGUCGGGUAACUGCUCCGUCGUGGCCGUGGCCCCCACCGUGGUCCGCGUCAUGGACCUCAACGUAGGCCAGGCGGUGAAGCGAGGGACCUCCUUGGAGAUCGAGACUGGGACUAUCCAUCAUUGCUCAAAGCGCGGCCUGACGGACUACGUGGACAUCGGCGGCGCCAGCGGACUGGACCACACCAAGAUGGAGGUGCUCGACAACGUGUGCGGACUGGACUCCAGUGAAGGCCGGCGUCCAGCCUUGAUCGCGUGUGAAGACACAGUGGUGCGGCUGGUGUCCAGUGGGCGCUUCCACAACUCCGUCACCCUGGCUUUCUCUUCCCUCAACCCGGAAGACAUUGAGCAAGCCGACCUCCUCUGUGGAAUGAACGACCUGUAAACGGAACUUAGAAGCAUACUUACUGUUCUUGAUUGUACACCGUCGAACACAGAUUCAAAUUUAGAAAAUCUUAUAUUUCCAUUUUGUUUUUCAUGUCACCGAUUGAGUCAUUUGACGUCUUUGUCAUUUUGUUCUUUUAUGAAUUUUAACUUAAAGUGGUGGGUAACUUAGCAAGAUAGUAGAAUGUGCCAUUUAGUUGAUUUUAAAAAGUUUAUAUUAUUAUAAAUAUAUUUUCCGUAUACCUACCCACGUUUAAAGUAGGAAUGUACAUUAAACGAACUUUUGAUUGUUGAUGAAACUUACACGUAAGUGUAUGAAAGUUAAAUAAAAUUACAUGCAUUCCAUAGUGUACUUUUAGAUUGAAUAAAUAUAAUUGUAUGUGUUACAAGUUACUUACCUACUAAUCAAUAAGAUUAAGUGCCAAUUUCGCCAUAGUGGGUUAGAUAGAGCAUAACCAGGGAUUAUUGCUUGACUUUUGACACAUCUGUCAAGAAUUUAAUUUGGAGAUGACGUUAUAAUUGAUCAACCUUUACCUAGUUACGAUCUAACCGACUGUGGAGAAAUUAGAGCUAAUAAUCAUAAAUGUUAAUCUCUAUAUCUUCUGUUUUAAUUAAAUCAAAACAACUAGUAAUGUUUAUUUAAAUGUGUUUCAAAAACAAUAUAAAUUAUGUGAACAAUUUCAAACUGAUUUUUUUAUAGGUAAUCAACUAAUUUCAUAUAAAUCUAGUCAAGCCUGAUUGUACAUUCAUUCUGAAUGAAGUAAACAUAAUCACAAUAGGUACAUUUGUCAAUAAAAUAGUCGUACUGUGAA